Helianthus annuus (common sunflower) is the source of this 1736-nucleotide messenger RNA. RefSeq names its product protein ENHANCED PSEUDOMONAS SUSCEPTIBILITY 1. NCBI's taxonomy places the organism in Eukaryota, Viridiplantae, Streptophyta, Magnoliopsida, Asterales, Asteraceae. The transcript has a single exon. The coding region runs from base 97 to 1524 and encodes 475 amino acids. The record is from RefSeq and is a predicted model, not a curated record.
UGCACAAAUGCAUGAACCCAACCGUCCAGACCCCCUAUAUAAACCUCCAUCACCACCACCACCACACUCCACACUCACACAAUCAAAACCAUCACAAUGCCUUCUCAACCCCUCAUUCAAAUCAUCUCCAAAUCCACCAUCUUCCCCGCCGCUAAAUCAACCACACCCGACCUCAAACUCUCCGUCUCCGACCUCCCCAUGCUCUCCUGCCACUACAUUCAAAAAGGAAACCUCUUCACCCGCCCUCCACUCAAUUUUUUAUUUAACCUUAAAACCGCUCUCUCACAUCUUCUCACUCAUUUUCCUCCACUAGCGGGCCGUCUGGUUACUUUUCCAGACGGCCACGUCUACAUCUCAUGUAAUGACUCUGGAGUCGAAUUUGUCCACGCUGAUGCCCCACAUCUGUCAAUUAAUGACGUCACUGGUUCCACUCGUGUUCCGGACUCUGUCAAAAGUUUUUUCACUUUUGACAGAACCGUGAGUUACGAGGGUCAUUUCAAGCCAAUCAUGGGCGUUCAAGUGACCGAGCUAAACGAUGGCGUUUUUAUCGGUUUUUCCGUUAAUCAUGCGGUCGUUGACGGCACUUCGUUGUGGAAUUUUAUUAAUGCGUUUGCUGAGCUUUGUAGAGGAGCGAAUUGUGUAUCGAAACGCCCGUGUUUUGUUCGUGAUUCGGUAUUGAUUUCCUCGGCGCGUCUGAAAGUCCCCGCGGGUGGACCGAAAGUGACGUUUGACGAACACGCGCCGCUGAGUGAGAGGAUUUUUAGUUUUAGUAGAGAAGCUGUUUUGAAAUUGAAAGAGAGGGUGAAUGUGAAUCAUCGGAAACGGGUGAGUUUUUACAGUGACGGUGAAAUUAACGUCGUUAAGUUAAUUGGGAAGCAAAUGAAUAACGAGAAGGUCACGGCGUUAAUUGAUGAUUUGUUACGAAACGCUGUCGUUUUGAAAACGGAUCCGGAACCGGAAAUUUCCUCGUUUCAGUCGCUAUGCGCGUUGCUAUGGCGUGCGGUGACACGUGCGCGGAAGUUUCCGAGUUCGAAAACGACAACGUUUCGAAUGGCAGUGAAUUGCCGGCACCGGUUGAAACCCGAGCUCGAAACGUUUUACUUCGGGAACGCGAUACAAAGCAUUCCGACGCAUGCAACCGCAGGUGAUGUGUUGUCGAAUGAUUUGAAAUGGUGCGCUGAGCAGUUGAACAAGAAUGUGUUGUCGCACGACGACACGAUGGUGUGUCGUUUCGUGAGGAAUUGGGAGAGCGAUCCGCGGUGUUUUCCGUUGGGGAACUUUGACGGGGCAAUGCUGACGAUGGGGAGUUCGCCGAGGUUUCCAAUGUUUGAUAAUGAUUUCGGGUGGGGAAAGCCGGUGGCGGUUAGAAGUGGGCGGGCGAAUAAGUUUGAUGGGAAGAUUUCGGCGUUUCCGGGGAGGGAAGGUGGUGGUAGUGUGGAUUUGGAGGUGGUGUUGUCGCCGGAGACGAUGGCGGGUAUUGAAUCCGACCCGGAGUUCAUGCAAUAUGUUUCGGGUAGUUGUUGACGAUUGGUCAGUUUGUGAAGUUGAAGAUGUUGGAUAACACUUUGCAUUUUAAAAUGAUGAGGUUUAGAUAUCGCGGUGGACAAAAUUUAUGUAGUUUAGUAUUAGAUUUGUAGUGUUUGUCGUUCUAAGAAAAGCUUGUGAAGUACAAUUUUUAUUGUUCUCUUAUGUAAUUUAGUAACUUCUAAUGACGAAGUCUAAUUUCCUAAACUUAA